Messenger RNA from Cotesia congregata, 1035 nucleotides. Lineage: Eukaryota; Metazoa; Arthropoda; Insecta; Hymenoptera; Braconidae. The record is from the annotation of a GenBank genome assembly.
AUGACUGCCACUGCUUCUAAAUCUAAAGCAUUACCUGUUCAAGAAGAGGAGGAGGUUGAUGAUGAGAAUGCUCAAGCUAAAUUGAUUUCAUGUUUGGAGGGCAAUGGAAUUACUGCUGGUGACAUUGCUAAGCUGAAAGAAGCUGGCUAUUAUACAGUUGAAGAAAUUGCAUUCACGCCCAAGAAGAACUUAUUAACCAUAAAAGGUAUCAGCGAGGCCAAAGCUGAUAAAAUCCUUCAAGAAGCAUCCAAAUUAAUGGUUAUGGGAUUCAAAAGUGCCACUGAAAUUCAUCAAAUCCGAUCAAACAUUCUUUACAUCUCGACUGGAUCAACCGAGCUUGAUAGAUUACUUGGAGGAGGCAUUGAAACUGGCUCCAUAACUGAAAUAUUUGGAGAAUUCCGUACUGGUAAAACUCAACUGGCUCACACAUUAGCAGUCAAUUGUCAAUUACCCGUAGAUAUGGGUGGUGCAGAAGGCAAGUGUCUGUAUAUUGAUACCGAGGGAACCUUCAGAACAUCUCGUCUGAUAGCAGUUGCUGAAAAAUUCAAAAUAGCACCAGAAAAUGUCCUCGACAACGUAGCUUGUGCUAGAGCUUACAAUACCGAUCAUCAGACUCAACUAUUGGUGAUGGCUAGUGCUAUGAUGACUGAGUCAAGAUACGCUUUGCUUAUUGUUGACAGUGCUACAGCUUUAUACCGUACAGAUUACUCAGGUCGUGGUGAAUUGUCUGCUCGACAAAUGCACUUGGCCCGGUUUCUUAGAAUGCUCUUAAGAAUUGCUGAUGUACAUGGUGUUGCUGUUGUCAUUACUAACCAAGUCGUAGCUCAAGUCGAUGGAGCAGCUAGUAUGUUUGGUGGUGAUCAGAAGAAGCCCAUCGGAGGUAAUAUUAUCGCUCACGCAAGUACAACUCGGCUCUAUCUGAGAAAAGGUCGUGGAGAAACAAGAAUUUGUAAAAUUUAUGAUUCACCUUGCCUUCCGGAGGCAGAAGCCAUGUUUGCCAUUAAUGCAGAUGGAAUUGGAGAUGUUAAAGAAUAA